AAAAAAAGCAAAUUACGAGUUCUUCCCUGAGUGCAUUCCAGUCGAAGGUUCACCUGCAUUUUUCCGAAUACCUGCUGCAGCGCCGUUUUGCCGCCCACACCGAAAUCAGCAAACCGACGCUUGCGUGUUGGCAACUGUUACCUACGCGCUGACAUUUGAACAUCGUCCAGCCAAGUCGAGUUGAUCUGAGAAUAGCACAUGAACAAGUCUUCGGUUUACGAAACUAGUGUUGUGUGUAUGUGGUGUGGUACAGGAUACCUGGCGACUUUUGCAGGAAACCAUUAAACAACAUGUCAACGAUCGAACGAAAAGAAUACCAAGAAACAAAAAUAAUGCGAACCGUGUCGCCAGUUCGCAACAUCCGCAGUUCCAAUCAAAACUUGGCAGAGUUUGAUCACAAUUUAGACUACUUGCUAGAGGACCUUCAAAAUUCGGUCUCCCGUCCAGGCAGCUCUCUAGGAACAUACCGCGAAAACCCAAAAUCCAUAGAAACUACAAAAACCAACUCGCUUAAUCGCUUCGCUAACGUAAAAUCUUCUAAUCCUGUAACCGAAUACUCAUCCGAUGAUACUUACAGCUACACGUCGCCUGAUGGCAAGAAGCACGUCACCGGGUACAAAAAGGAAACCUAUUCUUAUAAAAGCAGCGGCAGUGGUCCACCUGAAAAUGUGCGGAUGCAAAACAACAUCAACCAGUUGGAUUCGCUCUUGGACGACUUGCAACAAGUGAAGAAUGCGCCGUUCCCGGAAAAAGAUUCUUAUAAUAACACUGGCGCUGAUCCAGAAUUUCAAAGAAACACCACGACCUCUUCGAAAAGGUCGGUGCAACGGGAAUUACACUAUGGCGAUACUCCAAGAUCGAGCUCCAGAAGUCGGACUUUGGAAAGGGCGGAGAAGGAAGGGUCGAUCACUAGGGAGAUCCAGUACACAAAUGAAGGGACUUAUGGAGACUUGCGACAAGUUAGAGGAAGAUCGCCUUCCCCUUCGUCCAAAACUUCUACUCUGACUAAACAGAAAAAAGUCACCAACAUGCAUACUUAUCCCAUGGAAGUGGUGGAAACCACGAGUCCUGAUAUUAAUCCAGAAAUUUUGGCCCACCUUGACCCCAGCCUUCACCCUCCUGGCAAUACUAAAGUAACCACUACCAUUAAAACUUACACUUACGAAAUUCCCGGAACAGGGAACUACCCCACGAAUCUCGAGACUCCAGCGGAUACGGAUAAAUAUGUCUAUUCUCCGAAUCAGACCCAAACUACCCCCAGUAAAAGUUUCGUUUACAAGAAAGUUGAAAACAAGUCUUCCGAAAACACUUUCAAUUAUCCGUCGUAUCAAAAACCAACACCACCAGGUUUUACUGAAACCGUAACCACUAGAACGUAUCAGCCAGGUUAUACACCCGACGUACCACCAAACCAAAGUUACGUAUACAACGAAACUACCACCACUCGACAGGUCGAUGAAAAUACUCAAAGAGGUAGUCUUCCCCGCAAUCAGAAUCUUCCACCAAAAGCUUACAUCAUUGAAGAACAUCACAAUACUGUAACUAAUAAAAAUGUCAACCGUCCAUAUCCUGAUGACCGAGACUAUCCUCGGGGAAAUCCUCCGCGCCAGGACACUUACAUUAUUAAAGAAAUCCAUGACACAAACACAACCAAUAUUAACCGCCCAUACCCCGACAGAGAUUAUCCUCCUCCUACCCAACACUAUGUGAAAGAAAUCCAUGACACAAAUACCACUACGAACGUCCACCAUCCUUAUCCUAACGGAUACCCUCCAAAUGAACCCAAUAGAACCAUCAUCUACAAACAUGAGACCCGUACUACCAAUAACUAUGGACCUGGCAAUAGACCUGGACCUGGACCCAACGAUGUUGAGAAUUUCGAUCCCAAUCAUCCGCCGUAUCCACAUGAUAAUCGACGACCAAACGAACCACUCAAUAUCCAGUACAGGUACAAGUCGGAGAGUACCACGACUAAUAAUUAUAAGGCUGGCUACCCACCGAGUGACGAAACCCAAGCGUUGUUGCCCAAACCCUUCCCAACUGAAAACCAACCGGAUGGACCUCCGAAAAGACUGGACCAGCUUUUGGCUGAUAUUGGUAAUGAGCCCCCCAACAGUCCAUACAAUGCUAGUUUUAACGCACACGAACACGAAAUGGAACAGAAGAAAAAAAUCGAGACUCUAAAACGUCAGCAGGAAGAGGUUGAAGACGCGCAGAAAAAAGAACCUGUGCUGAAGAGCAAAAAUGUGUCGGGUCCUCCAGUUUACUACCCACCUGGACAUGAACUGUUUGCCCAAAAAGAAGAAAGUGGCGCCUGGAGAGCAGAAGGCGGCUAUCAGAGAGCAUCCGGAAAAUAUAAAUACGAAGCAGAGAGUAAAAGCAAAUCAAAAAGCAGUUCAGGUGCGGCGGUGGUGCCGGUGUGUUUACCUUUAUGUUGUGGCUUGCCAUGUACCAUUCUUUAGAAGAAAUUGGCUCAAAAUUAAAUUAUUAACAAAAAUUAAAGGUGCCUUAAUGUUUGUCAUAUACCUCAUCAACGUAUCCGAGGAUUUUGUUUAAUAAUUUAUACUGUUGUUUUUGUAUUAUUUAACAUUGUUUAUUAUUGUACAUAUUAAAUUUUGGUAUAAAGAGGUUUAAAUCUUGCAAUUCCUGUACUAGGAUUAAUAUGAUGUAUUAAAAACGAUAAUUCUUUAUUCGUUGACUAAUUCUUGCCUCACUAUUAACAAUACUGCAUUGAUGUAAAGAUGUAUUUUAUUAUAAAUAAAUUUACAAAUGUUA
Molecule: messenger RNA, 2775 nt
Organism: Zophobas morio
Lineage: Eukaryota; Metazoa; Arthropoda; Insecta; Coleoptera; Tenebrionidae
Exons: 8
Coding region: 291-2462 (723 amino acids)
Source: RefSeq, a predicted model, not a curated record